Glarea lozoyensis ATCC 20868 is the source of this 804-nucleotide messenger RNA. RefSeq lists its product as uncharacterized. Lineage: Eukaryota; Fungi; Ascomycota; Leotiomycetes; Helotiales; Helotiaceae. The record is from RefSeq and is a predicted model, not a curated record. Bases 1 to 804 code for a protein of 267 amino acids. The transcript has 2 exons.
AUGCCACGGCCAAAAGUCGGAAAAGACGAUGCCAAUUUGAUUCGAGUGCGCAAUAAUCAGCGGCGCUCCCGGGCCCAACGACGCGAUUAUGUCGCUGAGCUCGAGCGCCAGGUCUACGAACAUGAUGCUCGCAGCCCCCCAUACGCAGCGGAUGCUGCUCUUCAGCAGACCAUCGGACGGCUCGAGGAGGAGAAUAGCAGACUCCGGCAGAUGUUGGCACUUGCUGGCGUGAAGCACGCUCUGGUCGACGCGCGUCUGGCGGAAGACCGCAGUGGCGUAGAGGUGACAGACAGUGCCAACCUUCUACCAAGUGUCCCAGAAGCGCCGCCCGAAAACACGGCAAGCGCGCAGAAAGGCAAUGGUUAUGAUGUCCUUCCUUCGAGCAUCCCAAAGUCGGACACGGUCGCUACCAAGACAACCAUCCCCGUUGGCGAGGACGAACUGCUCACAGACGGCUACGGCCUCGGAUUUGAGCUUUUGGCAGCAGCCUCCUCGUUAGAUUCCUUCAGCAUGAUGCCAGGCGCAUCCGCAUGUUGCCAGUCCUUUCCAUGGGACUCGUUCUCGUCCACGCCCAGCGACAACCCCAUCGGCCUUUCCGAAAUCCCAUCCGAGCCCCAGCGCCCCCUCGAGACUACACCGUGUUCUGCCGCCUAUGCACUGAUUCGUGAACAUAACAAGAAAGGGAUCGACAUGAUCGAAAUUGGCAUUCUGCUUUGGAAUGGAUUCGCGAAGGGCGAAGGCGGCGGUGGCUGCACGGUUGACAAGAACUUGCUGUUGAGCGUUUUGGAAUAUAUAAGAGGGUGA